Messenger RNA from Oryza sativa Japonica Group (Japanese rice), 1670 nucleotides. Lineage: Eukaryota; Viridiplantae; Streptophyta; Magnoliopsida; Poales; Poaceae. The record is from RefSeq and is a predicted model, not a curated record.
AAAUAAACUCCCCGCAUCCACGCGAGCUUCUCUCUUCUCUCGCAUUCGCACCCCCACCUUCUCUCCACGACUCCACCUGAAGCGCCUCUCGCCGCCGCCGGAGAAGACGCGCAGCGGCAGCAGCGGCGGAAGCGGCGGGGAGCCAUGGCGCCGGAGCCGGAAGACGACAUCAUGAACGAGAAGAACCCCCGCCCGCUCGACGAGGACGACAUCGCUCUCCUCAAGACCUACGGGCUUGGGCCAUACUCCACAAGCAUUAAGAAGGUGGAGAAAGAAAUAAAAGAAAUGGCUAAGAAGAUCAAUGACCUUUGUGGGAUUAAGGAGUCUGACACUGGGCUGGCACCACCCAGCCAAUGGGAUCUAGUAUCAGAUAAGCAGAUGAUGCAAGAAGAGCAACCGCUGCAAGUGGCUAGGUGUACCAAGAUUAUAAGUCCUAAUACUGAUGAUGCUAAAUAUGUGAUUAAUGUAAAACAAAUUGCAAAGUUUGUGGUUGGCCUAGGGGAUAAAGUUUCUCCAACUGACAUUGAGGAAGGGAUGAGAGUGGGUGUUGAUCGGAACAAGUACCAGAUUCAAAUUCCUUUGCCACCCAAAAUUGACCCAAGUGUUACCAUGAUGACAGUUGAGGAAAAACCUGAUGUGACAUAUAAUGAUGUGGGUGGUUGCAAGGAACAGAUUGAAAAAAUGCGGGAGGUUGUUGAGCUUCCCAUGCUUCACCCAGAGAAGUUUGUCAAGCUUGGUAUUGAUCCUCCAAAGGGGGUCCUUUGCUAUGGCCCUCCUGGAACUGGCAAAACACUUCUUGCUAGAGCAGUGGCCAAUCGUACAGAUGCUUGUUUUAUCCGUGUAAUUGGCAGUGAGUUAGUUCAAAAAUAUGUUGGUGAAGGGGCACGGAUGGUCCGGGAAUUAUUUCAGAUGGCCCGCUCGAAGAAAGCAUGCAUUGUCUUCUUUGAUGAGGUUGAUGCUAUUGGAGGUGCUCGCUUCGAUGAUGGGGUUGGGGGUGAUAAUGAGGUUCAGCGUACCAUGUUGGAAAUUGUGAACCAACUCGAUGGGUUUGAUGCGAGGGGAAACAUCAAGGUUCUGAUGGCCACAAACAGGCCUGAUACCUUAGAUCCUGCACUUCUACGUCCUGGUCGUUUGGACAGGAAGGUAGAAUUUGGCUUACCUGACCUGGAGGGCCGUACCCAAAUAUUCAAGAUACAUACACGCACCAUGAACUGUGAGCGCGAUAUCCGUUUCGAGCUGCUGGCUCGCCUCUGCCCCAACUCAACUGGAGCUGAUAUAAGGAGUGUCUGCACAGAAGCUGGCAUGUAUGCGAUUCGCGCCCGACGGAAAACAGUGACUGAGAAGGACUUCCUUGAUGCUGUAAACAAGGUCAUCAAAGGGUAUCAGAAGUUCAGCGCGACUCCAAAAUACAUGGUGUAUAACUAAACCGUUGUUGCUCCCAUUUACUAUGGCCCAUGAGAUUGUCUCUGGCUGUCUGCAAAGAUUGUUGUUGUUUCUUCUCGGAAUUGUGCAUCUUUGUGGCGACCAUGUCAUCUUGUACAAGUUCUAUUAAAUUUUAUAAGUAGGGUUCCUUUUGACGGUUAAUGUGUCAACGACAACAAUGUGCAAAGAUUUCCACGACGGUUGUGGUCGGGUGGAACGGUGGAGAUGAAGAAUUGAAGGUGACUCCA